This is a messenger RNA of Rhinocladiella mackenziei CBS 650.93, 1671 nucleotides long. RefSeq lists its product as uncharacterized. The coding region runs from base 1 to 1671 and encodes 556 amino acids. The transcript has 2 exons. Lineage: Eukaryota; Fungi; Ascomycota; Eurotiomycetes; Chaetothyriales; Herpotrichiellaceae. Gene Ontology annotation, molecular function: iron ion binding; heme binding; oxidoreductase activity, acting on paired donors, with incorporation or reduction of molecular oxygen. The record is from RefSeq and is a predicted model, not a curated record.
AUGGCCGUCCCAAUCCUCCCAAUCGUGGUAGUGGCUUUGCUGGCCGUGCUAUCCACUUACAAGUUCAUCAUCCGUCCACUCUUCUUCCAUCCUCUCCGAAACAUCCCAUCCGCACACUGGUCAAUCCCAAUUUUUGGUGACAUAUGGAUCACCUACCAACGAUACCUUGAGAAGAACAAUGCCGUGACCUAUGCCGCCCAUCUCAAGCACGGCAGCGUUGUCCGCAUGGGAUCCAACGAGCUAAGCGUCAACUGUGUGGAAAACGGGAUCAGGACCAUCUACGCUGGUGGUUGGGAGAAGCAUGCAUGGUACCCGCAAAGAUUCGGUUCGUACGGAGUGAUGAACAUGUUCUCCACGAUCCACCACGCGCCUCAUUCUCAGAAGAAACGCACGAUGGCCAACAUUUACUCCAAGUCUUACCUAGCCUCGUCCCCUCAAGUCGCCGCCAACUCACACACGUUAUUCACGACACGGUUCCUGCCUCUCCUUCAAUCUCUUUCCGACACAGCCCAGGCCACAGACGUGCAUAACCUCAACAACGCCUUCACCAUGGACUUCAUGUCCGCCUACCAAUUCGGACUUGGCGCGGGCACAAAUUUCACUCAAGACCUAGCGACGAGGCAGAAGAUUCUGCACAAUUAUCACUGUCGACGCGAAUACGAAUUCUUCUCCGCCGAGAUCCCCUGGCUGAAGAGCAUCACGCAGAAACUGGGGUUCCCAAUCGUACCCCAAUUUGUGGACGAUGCCAAUGUCCUUCUUGAGAACUGGAAUGCCCGCAUGUGUCGAGCGGCGGAUAAUUAUCUCUCACGGCACGCAAAUGAUGUUUCAUCUUUGUACGUCGGCGACGAUCCGGUUGUAUAUAGACAAUUCAAAGCCGGGAUCACCAAAAUGCGAGAAAAGGACCCGUCGGCAGGGAAAGCUGUUCCCGGUCAAGUCAUCCUCCCGACGUACCGGCACAACGACCUUCAGCGGGACGAGGACGACACCACUACGGCCGAGAUAUAUAGUGAAAUGCUUGACCAGCUGGGUGCCGGUCACGAGACCUCCGCCAUUGCUUUGACCUACCUGUACUGGGAGCUGAGCAGGAACCCGCAAUGGCAGAAACAACUCCACGACGAAUUGUUGACGCUAUCUCCCACUAUCAAAUGGCCGUUGCCAGCAGGUUUCGACAUAAAAUAUUUCAAACUACCAGAACCGAAACAGAUCGACGCUUUGCCCUUAUUGAAUGCCGUCUUGAUGGAGAUUCUGCGCCUGCAUGCCCCGAUCCCGGGCAUCGAGCCACGUAUCUCUCCCCACGUUCCUGGUGGUAGCACACUGGGGUCGUAUUCUGGCAUCCCAGGUGGUGUCCGCGUCUCCUCCAUGCCAUACGGACUACAUCGCAACGAGGCUGUGUUCCCGGAGCCGGAGAUGUUCAAUCCUUUCCGAUGGCUGCCCUCACAUACCCCGGAAGAACACCUGAAGGAAAUGCACCGAUGGUUCUGGGCCUUUGGAUCUGGUGGAAGAAUGUGCAUCGGAUCUCACUUGGCCACCCAAGAGAUCAAGUUGAUUGUUGCUGCAAUCUAUUCGAAUUGGACCACGGAAAUUGUAGACGACGAAGGCAUCGAGGAGAUCGAUGCUUACACGACUAGGCCAGCCAGCAACCGGCUUAUCUUGAGGUUCAAGCAUGUCUGA